This is a messenger RNA of Parnassius apollo (apollo), 852 nucleotides long. NCBI's taxonomy places the organism in Eukaryota, Metazoa, Arthropoda, Insecta, Lepidoptera, Papilionidae. The record is from the annotation of a GenBank genome assembly.
AUGGGAAAUUCGAACAAUAGAAGUAAACUUCACGGAGACAACAAGCAAUCAGUGAAUUCAAGUCGCAACGGCCAACAAUUUGCAAGUCAGUUCAGUCUCUCCCAUUUCGUUGGCAACCUUAGCGGGCGCUCUUUUGUGAGUCUAACAAGCAACCAGUCUGUGUACAGCGCAUCGCGACCUUGGUCUCGGAUUUCUAGACGAAGAUGGAAUGAUUCAACUUUAAAAAACCAUUUGGAAGCUAGCAAAACCGCUUGGCCUGUCAGUCACAAUGAGUCAAUUUUUCUGCCUGAAUUUUUCAUUACUACACACUCUUUAAACAAAAAUUAUGAAAUUGUAAAUACAAUAGCUAAAGGUGCUUUUGGAGAAGUAGUAAAAGUAAAAAAUAAUAUUGAUGGAAAAGCAUAUGCACUGAAAGUGCUCAGUAAAUCAAAGAUAGUGAGUGAAAGCGCUGUGAACCAAGUAAAGGCAGAGGCGCGCAUUCAAUCGGCUUGCGGACAUCAUCCCUUUAUCGCUGGCGCCGUGUCACGCUGGCAAACAAAGAAAACACUAUAUAUUGUUUCAGAAUACAUUGCCGGAGGUGAAUUGUUAGCUGUAUUGAAUAAAUACAAGAUAUUGCCCGAGGAGCUUGUGAAAGUGUUUGUUGCUGAGAUUGCUAUAGCCAUUGAUUUUCUUCACAAUGCUGGAGUCAUCUACCGGGACUUGAAACCAGAGAAUAUACUUUUGGAUACAGACCAUCACAUUAAGCUUAUUGAUUUUGGUCUUUCGAAGUGGCUACCCAUUGGAUCACGAACAACAACGCUCUGUGGCACUUUGAAAUAUAUGGUGUGGGAUUUGACUCGUUACUUUGUUUAA